AUGGGAGAUACUGCUACUACUACGACUCAGAAGAAACGCGACCGAGAUGACUCAGAUGAGUUUGAGUUGGCCUCACCAGAGGUGAAGCGACUCAGAGACGAUUUACUGAGUUUCCUAGACGACUCAGAUCAUUCAACCGCCACACCAGAUCUCGAUUUGUUUAUGAGGAGCUUUCAGCAAGAGAUUUCCGCAUCUCCGGUGGUGGUGGUGGAUCUGACUGAAGAACCUGACGAAUCUCGGCUGGAUCUUGGAUAUCUUCUUGAAGCGUCCGAUGACGAACUCGGUUUGCCUCCGCCGCCGCCGCCGCCGCCGACGACGACGACGACGAAUGAUAUAGUAGCCUUGGGAAGCGAGAUGUGGAGAUUUGACGAGCAGAUUUCAAGCUAUGAUGAGUUCGGAAUAGUCGGCGACGGCGAGGGAAGUAGUUACAGUACCGCCGGCGAGUACGUGGCGCUGGAGGGACUGUUUGAUUAUUCUGACGCAGACUUUUGUACGGUUGUUGAUGAGCCGGAAUUUUUAUGGAGGCAAGAGACCUUACCGUCUCUGUAG
Molecule: messenger RNA, 549 nt
Organism: Impatiens glandulifera
Lineage: Eukaryota; Viridiplantae; Streptophyta; Magnoliopsida; Ericales; Balsaminaceae
Exons: 1
Coding region: 1-549 (182 amino acids)
Source: RefSeq, a predicted model, not a curated record